UUUAGAAACGUCAAAUGUCAUCGAGAUACAAUAAAAAGUGUUUUGACAACCACUUUAUUUAUAUUGUACCGUCGUUUUGUGUUGAUGUUUGCAGCCACUGAAUGUUUUCCUUCAUCCUUCUCUCCUCCGUACACAAACAAUUCGAAGGACGAAUCGGAUACAUUAAACAGAAAAUUUAUUAAAACACUCGAAUCAGUCCACUACGAACCGCAGGCACGCUUAGAAUACUUCAGCCAAUUUAAUAUAAUGUUCUAAUUGUUUUAGAUUUAAAAACUGAGCAAAACAGUCCUUCCAAGAAAAGAAACAGUAAUGAUUAAUAAUAGUAAUAUGACAAUUUUGUUUAUAAGAAAAUUUACAUGGGGUUGAGAUGAUUUUAUACUGGUACAUGCAUUGGUUUUGGAUAACUUAUGUAACGAUAAUCUUAAACGUCCAAACAUCUUCAUCAUUACCAUCAGAUAUGGAUAGUUUAAUGAUGACAAAACGUCCCCCUGGGAACGUUUCGGAAUCAGUCAACGAGUCUGUGAUAGUUGCGGAGAAUAGUACUUUAGAAGAACUAUUUAAUGUGACGUUGAAUCGUACCGAGGCGGCCGAAAAUUUGACCGGUUUCUACGAAGAAAUAUGUCGAAAUCAAUCGGAAUUAGUGGUUGAACCAAGAAAUGUUAGCGAAGGUAUUGUAAAACCAUUCGGAAAUUUAUCCGCAGCUGGAAUAGCUGGGAUUACGUUAAGUUGUGCACUUGUUGCGGCGGCAAUUUCAAUAUUAUCCUGCGUUAUGUACAAGAAUAGAAGUUUGAAUCGUCCGCAAGUAUUAAAUGAUCAUUGUAGUAAUUUGGAUUCAAGCGGAUAUAUUGAUGAUACAUCUGUAAGGGAUAAUUCGGAAGAAAUGUACAGUUUGGAUAACGACUCGUUUCUUAAUAGUUUAGAAGCGAUGACCAUACAAAAUUAUUGGACGGAUACCGUUAAACAUACUAAAUUAUAAUUAUCUUCAAUAUCUCAAAGAUAAAAAUCAUAUCAAGAGAUCCACCCCAAGAUGGUGUCCACUUACAAAUUUGUAUAUACUAGAAUGUUAGUUAAUUAAAUUCAAUUCUAUCCGUAACUCGUCCCUCUUGAAAUAAUAGAAACGUGUUAGGAUAUAGUUACUGUGAAGUUAUUUUAAUAUUUAUAAAAAAAUAUAGUAUAGUUUUUAAAAUUUAA
This is a messenger RNA of Onthophagus taurus, 1191 nucleotides long. RefSeq lists its product as uncharacterized. Lineage: Eukaryota; Metazoa; Arthropoda; Insecta; Coleoptera; Scarabaeidae. The record is from RefSeq and is a predicted model, not a curated record.